Molecule: messenger RNA, 3901 nt
Organism: Zootoca vivipara (common lizard)
Lineage: Eukaryota; Metazoa; Chordata; Lepidosauria; Squamata; Lacertidae
Source: RefSeq, a predicted model, not a curated record
GAGCGCCGGCGAGAGCCUCUCAGUUGCUCUGCGCGGCUCGAGCGAGGCAGUCGCACGCGCAACAGCCCCCCUUCCUCGUCGCCUUGGCCGGGCCUCCCUGGGAGGACCAUGCCGAUCCUGCUCUUCCUCAUCGACACGUCCGCCUCCAUGAACCAGCGGGCCUACCUGGGCACCAGCUACCUGGACGUGGCCAAGGGCGCCGUCGAGCUGUUCAUGAAGCUGCGCGCCCGCGACCCGGCCAGCCGCGGCGACAGGUACAUGCUGGUCACUUUCGACGAGGCGCCCUAUUGCAUCAAGGCUGGCUGGAAGGAGAACCAUGCCACUUUUAUGAACGAACUGAAAAAUCUGCAAGCGUUGGGACUGACCACGCUCGGGCAGGCCCUUCGAUCUUCGUUUGAUUUGCUCAACCUCAAUCGAUUGGUGUCUGGAAUAGACAACUAUGGACAGGGAAGGAACCCGUUCUUUUUAGAGCCCUCGAUUUUGAUCACCAUCACGGACGGGAACAAGUUGACCAAUACGGCCGGCGUGCAAGAGGAGCUCCACCUUCCUCUGAAUUCUCCCCUGCCUGGAAGUGAGUUAACCAAAGAGCCGUUUCGCUGGGACCAGAGGCUGUUUGCCCUCGUGCUGCGCUUACCCGGAGCCUCUUCGGUGGAGCCCGAACAGCUAGGAAGCGUCCCGACAGACGAGUCUGCCAUUACACAGAUGUGUGAAGUCACAGGAGGACGUUCCUAUUGCGUUCGGACGCAGCGGAUGCUGAACCAGUGUUUAGAAUCUCUCGCUCAGAAAGUCCAGAGCGGUGUCGUCAUCAACUUUGAGAAAUCGGGACCCGAUCCACCCUACAUUGGGGAAGAUGGACUUGUCGACGUCACCAGGCCUAUCAAUUCUUUUGGUUCUCAGCCAUGGCACAGCUGCCACAAGCUCAUCUAUGUGAGGCCUAAUCCUAAAACGGGCGUUCCUGUCGGGCACUGGCCAAUUCCAGAAUCCUUUUGGCCCGAUCAGAAUUCACCAACACUGCCUCCCCGGACUGCCCACCCUGUUGUGAGGUUCUCCUGCAUGGAUUGCGAGCCCAUGGUGAUCGACAAGCUCCCCUUUGACAAGUACGAGCUCGAACCGUCGCCUCUCACGCAGUACAUCUUGGAGCGGAAGUCGCCUGGGGUGUGCUGGCAGGUGUUUGUGAGCACCAGCGGCAAGUACAGCGAGCUGGGCCACCCCUUCGGAUACCUGAAAGCCAGCACCACCCUGACGUGCGUCAAUCUCUUUGUCAUGCCCUACAACUACCCCGUCCUCCUCCCCCUGCUAGGACGUUGCUGCCUGCGUAGUCUUAGAAUCAUAGAAUCGUAGAGUUGGAAGAGACCACAAGGGCCAUCCAGUCCAACCCCCUGCCGAGCAGGAAACACCAUCAAAGCAAUCUUGACAUGUGGCUGUCAAGCCUCUGCUUAAAGACCUCCAAAGAAGGAGACUCACUCCACCACACUCCUUCGCAGCAAAUCCCACUGCCGAACAGCUCUUACUGUCAGGAAGUUCUUCCUAAUGUUGAGGUGGAAUCUUCUUUCUUGUAGUUUGAAUCCAUUGCUCCGUGUCCGCUUCUCUGGAGCAGCAGAAAACAACCUUUCGCCCUCCUCUACAUGACAUAUACUUUUAUACCUCCUCUUGGUAUAAAAGUAGAGUGGAAUUUGAAGUCCAGCAAUAUUUGGAGGACCUCGGGCAAGCUACCCCUUGAACAGGUUGUGUUUUGAUAGCAACGCCACCCCUUUCUCUGCAACAUCCCCCUCUUUGUAUUGGUACCGCUGUAUUAUGGCAAGCAGCCAUGCUCAGUUUAAGUACGCUUCGCUUUGAGUACUUUCAGUUUAAGUACUCCGCAGACCCGUCUGGAACGGAUUAAUCCACAUUCCAUUACUUUCCAUGGGAAAGUUCGCUUCAGUAUGUAUGGACUUCCGGAAGCAAUUAAGUACUUAACCUGAGGUACCACUGCAAACCUAAUUUGCCUAGCAAGUAAAUUUUAUAUAUAUUUAAGUUUUAUAUAUAUUUUUAUUAAGAUAUGAAUAAAUGUUAAAGGAUGUAUGGAAUUUUUUUUGCAAUUUUGGCUAGCAAGUACAUUUUAACAUUUUAACAUACCGGUAGUUGAAAUGGCCCGCCUAGCCAGUCAUUCUAAUGAACUCUGCUUGCUAAAUUUAAAAUUGUUCCAACUCUUGAGUUAGCAUCAUUAGCUAAGGAGCAAUAAACACCCAGCAUGGAACUAGUUACUCCAGGCAUCCCCAAACUUCGGCCCUCCAGAUGUUUUGGACUACAAUUCCCAUCUUCCCUAACCACUGGUCCUGUUAGCUAGGGAUCAUGGGAGUUGUAGGCCAAAACAUCUGGAGGGCCGCAGUUUGGGGAUGCCUGAGUUACUCCAUACUCCACACAGAACUAGCAAUCCGAUAAAUCAGGGUGUGGUACCUGCUUCUCUUAGGACUGCAAUUCCCAUUCUUCCCACCCAGCUUGGCCAGUGGUCAGAGGAAUCAUAGAAUCUUAGAGUUGGACGAGACCACAAGGGCCAUCCAGUCCAACCCCCUGCCAGGCAGGAAACAGCAUCAAAGCAUUCUUGGCAUAUGUCUGUCAAGCCUCUGCUUAAAGACCUCCAAAGAAGGAGACUCACUCCACCACACUCCUUGGCAGCAAAUCCCACUGCCGAACGGCUCUUACUGUCAGGAAGUUCUUCCUCAUGUUGAGGUGGAAUCUUCUUUCUUGAAGCUUGAAUCCACUGCUCCGUAUGCACCAUAAAACAAAAAUGCAAUAAAAACAAACAAACAAUACAGUUGAAACAAAUAUAAACAAACAAACAAACAAAAACAAAUAAAAAAAAUUCCUCAGUGGCACAUUAAAGACCAACUAAGUUUUUAUUUUGGUAUGAGCUUUCGUGUGCAUGCACACUUCUUCAGAUACAAAAACAAAAAUAACACCCAACACACACACACACAAAAUUCUUUAUCCCUUAUUUAUCUCUUGCUUUUACACAUAGCUGCCAAGUUAUCCCUUUUUUAAGGGAUUUUCCAUUAUGCUGAAUAGGCUUCCUCGUGAGAAAAGGGAAAACUUGGUAGCUAUGCUUUUACAUCAUAAGGGGACUUCCCUCGGUCCUACCAUAUGAGCUUCCUUCCACCUCUUUAGCAGCUUCAACUUGCAAAUAUUUAUCUCUAUCCUACAUUUAAAUAACAACAACAACAACAACAACAACAACAACAACAACAACAACAACAACAACAUAAUAAUAAUAAUAAUAAUAAUAAUAAUAAUAAUAAUAUAAUUAUCCUUUCAUAUAUUUGAAUCCAUUGCUCCGUGUCCGCUUCUCUGGAGCAGCAGAAAACAACCUUUCACCCUCCUCUAUAUGACAUCCUUUAAUAUAUUUGAACAUGGCUAUCAUAUCACCCCUUAACCUUCUCUUCUCCAGGCUAAACAUACCCAGCUCCCUAAGCUGUUCCUCAUAAGGCAUCGUUUCCAGGCCUUUGACCAUUUUGGUUGCCCUCUUCUGGACACGUUCCAGCUUGUCAGUAUCCUUCUUGAACUGUGGUGCCCAGAACUGGACACAGUACUCCAGGUGAGGUCUGACCAGAGCAGAAUACAGUGGUACUAUUACUUCCCUUGAUCUAGACACUAUACUCCUAUUGAUGCAGCCCAGAAUUGCAUUGGCUUUUUGAGCUGCUGCAUCACACUGCUGACGCAUGUCAAGUUUGUGGUCUACCAGGACUCCUAGAUCCUUUUCACAUGUACUGUGAGGGCCUUCUCGGUGGUGGCGCCCGCCCUGUGGAAUGCCCUCCCAACAGAUGUCAAAGAGGAAAACAACUACCAGACUUUUAGAAGACAUCUGAAGGCAGCCCUGUUCAGGGAGGCUUUUAAUGUUUAAUAGAGUAUUGUGUUUUAUUUUUCU